This is a messenger RNA of Dendrobium catenatum, 876 nucleotides long. RefSeq lists its product as uncharacterized. NCBI's taxonomy places the organism in Eukaryota, Viridiplantae, Streptophyta, Magnoliopsida, Asparagales, Orchidaceae. The record is from RefSeq and is a predicted model, not a curated record. The transcript has a single exon. The annotation marks the transcript as partial.
AUGAAAGAUUUGGGUGCCGCAGCUGAAUUUCUCGGAAUUAAAAUAAAACGGAAUGCGGACCAAAUAUUUCUGUCCCAGCAACGAUAUGCGGAGCAAUUUUUGCAUCAGGCGGAUCUCAGCCGCUGCAAUCCGCUGGUCAACCCAUCCUGUACCAAAUGGCCAGCUGACGCGCCCACCGUCUCCUCACUCCAGGACGCCACUCUGUACAGAAGGCUUACAGGUUCACUACAAUAUCUUACAAUAACCCGUCCCGACAUUGCAUUCAGUGUCAAUCAACUUUCUCAACACAUGCACGAUCCCCAGCAAAAGCAUGCCUACAUGCUCAAACGUCUACUUCGCUAUAUCAAAGGUACGUCAGAUUUUGGAAUUCCUAUAACUAAAUUUAAUCUUCGUCUUACUUCUUAUUCAGAUGCGGAUUGGGCGGGCGACCCAACGUCACGUAAAUCUACAACCGGAUUCUGCUCAUUUCUUGGCGACACACUGAUCUCGUGGACUGUCAAGAAACAAACCACCGUUGCUCGUUCUUCCACCGAGUCCGAAUAUAGAGCUCUCGCAGCUCUUACGGCGGACCUCAUAUGGAUUCGAAGGCUACUAAAGGAGUUUCAAAUUCCGCAGGAUUCACCGUCCACCAUCUUUUGUGACAACACGUCAGCAAUCGCCUUGGCAAACAACCCGGUCUUUCACGCUCGUACCAAGCAUAUCGAGAUUGAUCAUCGCUUUAUCCGCGAUCUUAUACACAACAAUACUAUCUGCAUUUUACCUAUUAGCACAGUGGAUCAAACGGCGGACAUUCUAACCAAGUCUCUAUCCACGUCGCGCUUUCAGUUUCUUCGGAACAAACUGACGGUUCGACAAGUUCCAUCAGUUUGCAGGCGG